Coccomyxa subellipsoidea C-169 is the source of this 291-nucleotide messenger RNA. RefSeq lists its product as hypothetical. The transcript is spliced from 2 exons. The record is from RefSeq and is a predicted model, not a curated record. The coding region runs from base 1 to 291 and encodes 96 amino acids. Lineage: Eukaryota; Viridiplantae; Chlorophyta; Trebouxiophyceae; Coccomyxaceae.
AUGCAGGCCUCGCUGGGUGCGGGCUUGGUGCAGUGCCACAUGCCUGAUGCCCCAGUGCCACGGGGUCACGCAUUCGCUGCGCACAUCUUCCCCCACCGCUGCGCACCACACAUGCAAGGUUGGAUAAGCAUGGACAAUGUGGACGACGUGGCAAAUGGACUGCUCUUCAUCAAACCUCUGAAGCGGGCUAUGGAUGCUGGCCGGAUCUACUUCAGCUACGACAAGCGUGAGGAGACGUUUGUGCGGCUGUCCAAGAGCUGCAGGUUGAACGUCUCCUCACGCUUGUCGUAG